CAAGUCCCGUGUGCAGCUACGGCAUUGCCGGUCAUAGUUAGCAGCGGUGGUCAUCCCGUUCACUCACGCAGCACUCGCCCCGGCCGCGAGCAAACAACAACCCGCCGCCACCCAAACAGCAGAACCUCCCACACCAGCAACCACCACCAACCAGCCACCAACCCCACCCCCACCCCCCACGCGUGGGGUCCGAAUGGAACGCGCCGCUCGCUGCUGAGAGCCGAGAGCGAGGAAGAGGAGGAGGGAGGAGGAGCUGAGAGUGCGAGGCGCGUGGUGAGUGUGUGGGGGUGAGUGCGGGAGUCCGCUCGCGUGUUGAGCGCGCGCGCUGCUCUCUGCGCAACGUACGCAACAAGCUCAUCACCAACAACCACCAUCAUCACCAGCAGCAGCAGCAGCAACAACAUCAUCAACAACAACGGCCUCAUCAUCGCCAUCGUCAUCGUUUGUCGCAAAGCCGCGGUGGAACGGACGCGAACUCGCUUCGGAACGGACGCGACUCCCCGACUCGAACCGCUCCGACCCGACGCGACCCAAGCCGGCGAACGGAUUUGCGCUCUCGCCUCUCAUCCGUCGGCCGCGAGUGUCCGUGGAACUGGGUGGCUGGCAGCUUGGUGUUGGUGGACUUUGGCGACGGCCCAGCGUUGAAAGCUACGACAGCGAUAAGCAGCAGCAGCAACAAGCAGCAGCUGUAGUUUAAAGCGCAAGUCUUGCGUAAGUUGCGCGCUCACAAACCCUCCCGAGCGAAGUGCGUGAGGUUGUGCGCAACGCGUGCCUAUUUGAGUUUGUUGCGUGAAACACGUUACGCGUUACGCGUUAACUGGAAUGCAGUAUUUAUUUUAAACGUACGGCCGUUCCCUUCUUCUUGACUCUUUUAAAGUAAAUAGGAGCCGAUCGGAAUUGGAAGUAAAAAAAAAAGAAAAGCUGCGGCUUCAUUCGAAUGCGUUAAGCUCAUUCAUUCGCGUGGAGGGCUCGGCACGGUGUGUCCAUGCGGCCAUCGCUGCUUCAGCGUGUAUCCCGAUAAUUAUUAUUGCCAUUAUUUAAUUUAACCUUCACAAUCGUCGCAAAUAGAAGACGGCAUCGUCCGUACCCCAAGGCUCUUCUCUAGCUCUCUCUCUCUCAUCCUCGCCCUCCUGGCAUCCGCUCUCUUCUCGUCUGGGAACGGUUUCGACAGCGGCCGCCGUGUGUCUUCGGGAGGAGGAGGGAGAUCCGAGUGAUUGAGUGAGAGGGGGAGGAAGGGUUGAAGUUCCGUUCCAUCGAAGGAGAGGUGGGAGGGGGGAGGAACUGCAACAUCCUGGUGUGUGUCCCCCCCCCGUCUCAAGCAAAACAACAAACAACUCCUUAAAGUGAAGACGACUUAAGCAAGUGCGACGCCACAUCACGCGACAACGCGAAUGGCUCCCGGGAUCUUCGAGGCGAAUUGACAUCUUCGAAGGAGCGAGCGCUUGAGGAAGGCCUGUGGGCAGGACGAUAGACCUUUACACAAGUGGACCCUCGACGAGGAGACGUCGGGACUUGAGCUGAAGGGAACUUUUUUUUGUUUUUACGGCGGAGCCAUUUCUUGUCGACGAUGAGAACGAGACACCUCAAUGCGUGAACCUUACCUGAGAGAAACAUUUGAGGAUGAAAUAAUUUUGAAGAGGAGCAGGGAAGACAUUUGAGCGAGGAAGAGCAGGGGGAGGAUAUAUUUUUUUUGAGAAGACGACUAAGGAAGAGGAAGAUCUUCGUGCGAGUUGUGCCUUGACCAAAGCGUAGAUCCUGUCGUGACCACCAUUCAUAAUUAUCGUCACCACCAUCACCACCUCCCCCUGUAGCUGUCGACCAGAAGUUGUGGUGGGUCAGAGUCGAACCCCCAUUGAGGGGACCCGCGUGAAUCGAUGCGGCAAGGACCCACGUCGAGGGACUUAGAACCGCGAAAGAAAGUAAUUAAGACUUAAGCUUAUUAACUUUUCAAACACAUAAAUGAGAGCAUCGUAGCAUCACUAAUCUCCAAUUUCUUGAGCGACGGGCGGAUUGGUGUGGACAAUGGGAGGCCGCUUGCAUCUCUUCGUCUGUCUGCUCGGUGGCAUCAUCUCGCACGCCCUGGGGUCACGACCCCGGCAGGAGGACGCUCUCCCGCGCAUCGCGGAGCACCCGUCGGACCUGAUCGUGCUGCGCGGCGAGCCGGCCACGCUCAACUGCAAGGCGGAGGGGCGCCCGGCGCCCACCGUCGAGUGGUACAAGGACGGCGAGCGCGUGGAGAUCGGCAAGGAUGACCACCGCACGCUGCUGCACACCGGCUCGCUCUUCUUCCUGCGCGUGCAGCACACGCGGCGCACCAAGACGGACGAGGGCAGCUACGUGUGCGUCGCGCGCAACUACCUGGGCGAGGCCGUGAGCCGCAACGCGUCGCUCCACAUUGCUAUGCUGCGCGACGACUUCCGGCAGCAGCCGGCCGACGUGGUGGCGGCGGCGGGGGAGGCGGCGAUGCUGGAGUGCGUGCCGCCGCGCGGCCACCCCGAGCCCACCGUCUCGUGGAAGAAGGACGGUGUGAUUCUACGCGGUGGAAACGACGCCGUCAGGAUAAAUGGCGGGCGUCUGAGCAUCUCCGAGGUGCGGAGGAGCGAUGGAGGGGAGUACGUGUGCGUGGCCACAAACUCGGUUGGCGUGCGGGAGAGUAAACCAGCGCAGCUCUUCGUCAAGGAGAGGCCGACAUUCGUGAGGAAGCCCCUGAACCAGUUGGUGGCGGCGAACGGCAGCGUGGAGUUCAACUGUGAGGCCCAGGGCGACCCGCGGCCGGACGUGAGCUGGACCAAGCUCCGCGGGGAGCUGCCGCGAGACAGGCACGAGGUGAAGGCUGACAACACGCUGCGCAUCUGGCUGGCGCGGCCAUCCGAUGCCGGGACGUACACGUGCGUGGCCUCGAGCCAGCUCGGCAGGGCCGAGGUGUCUGCCUCUCUCAACGUUCACGUGGGCCCCUACGCAUCCCCCCAGUUGGUGGUGCAGCCGCGCGACCAGGUGGUGGAGGAGGGACAAACGGCCACAUUCCACUGCCUGGCUGCUGGGAACCCACCUCCCUCUGUGUUCUGGCAGCGAGAAGGCACGCAGAAUCUGCUCUUCCCGAAUCAGCCGCUGCAGUCCUCCAACCGCCUGUGGGUGAGCCCCAGCGGCGACCUCACCGUGUCGGACGUGCGGCCGUCGGACGCCGGCUACUACAUCUGCCACUCGCUCAGCGUGGCCGGGAGCGUCGUGGCCAAGGCCUACCUCGACGUCACCGAUGUCACACUGGAGAACCUUCCACCCAUCGCCCGUCAGGUGGCAGUCAACCAGACGGUGCCAGCGGCUCGCUCCGUGGUGCUGCCCUGCCAGGCAGUGGGCGGCGGCGGCGGCGGCGGCGGCGCCACCACUCCCACCAUCGUUUACUGGCUCAAGGGUGGCACCAGGAUCCCAUCGCAGGAUGGUCGCAUGUCAUGGCAGGAAGGCCGAGGGCUGCAGAUAAGCUACACGCGGGUGGAGGACACUGGGAUCUACACCUGCGUCAUUUCAAAUGCAAAUGGAGAGACUUCCUGGAACACCUUCUUGGAGGUCAAAGAGGGCAAGCGGUACACGGAGAUGAACGCGGCGCUGGCCCCGCGCGGCCCCUCGCGUCCCGAGAUUGUGGAGGUGAGCCGCAACACCGUGACGUUGUCGUGGAAACGGGACACGCUGCAGCCCGCCACGUCCUACAUCAUCGAAGCUUUCAGCCGCUCGCUGGGGAAGGGCUGGAAGAUCGUGGCGGAAGGCGUACGCUCGGAGACUUUCACUGUGCGCAGCUUGCGCCAGGGCGCCAUCUUUGUGUUCCUGGUGCGAGCUGUAAAUCUGCAUGGCGCCAGCGAGCCGAGCGCCGUCUCGGAGCCCGUGCGCACAGAAGACCCAUCACCGGCGGAGCCUGGCCUGGACUCGGCGCUGAUCCAGAAGGAGCUGGGCCGCAUUUCCAUUCGCCUGCAGGACCCCGUCACCCUCAGCUCCACUGCCCUGCGCCUGCACUGGACGGUGAUGCAGCGGCCGCUCUACCUGCAAGGCUUCCGCGUGCUCUACCGGCCACUGCCGUCGAGCCGUCCGGCGUCGGGAAACUGGUCGGUGCUGGAGGUGCGCUCGCCGCUGGAGCACGGUGCCGUGCUCAGCCGCCUGCGCAAGGGCUUCUCGUACGAGGCCAAAGUCAGGGCCUUCUUCAACGGCUUCCAGGGCCCCGACAGCGAGGCGCGACGCGGCUCCACGUUCGAGGAAGCUCCAAGCGCGUCGCCGCAACACGUAGAAGUGAAGCGGUGCGAGGAGCCGGGCUGCGACAGUAUCACCGUCACCUGGCAGCCACCGCAGGAGGAGCUGCAAAACGGAGUGAUUCUAGAAUACAAGCUGUGGUGCAUGGGUAACAGCAGCGAGCUGCACAUCAACCGCACGGUGGAGGCGUCGUCCCGCUCGGCAGUGCUGCGCCCGAUCGUCCCGGGGGUCAUGUACCGCAUCACCGUCGCCGCCGUCAACUCGGCCGGCACGGGGCUGCGCUCGCCGUUCACCGUCCUCGCCCCGGUGGCGAGCAGCAGCAGCAGCCAGUUCGGCACCUUCGUCAAAACACCGGUCUUCAUCGCCGUGGUGGUGCUGGUCCUGAUUGUCCUGAUCGGCAUCAGCAUCGUCGUCUACUGCUGCUGUUGCCGCAAGCGCAGCAGCCCCGAUCCGUACCAGGGCGCCACCAAAGGUGCGUCAGCCGUUGGAAGUCACCGAGAAUGCGAUCCUUCCUUCACAUUCACUCCAACAGUCACCUUUAACCCCAAGGAUGACACCAGCAUGAUGAGCAAUGCGAGUUACCCGCCUUUCGGCGGUCCCGGGCAGACGUGGACGGAGCCGUGGCAGAACGCCGCACUAAAUCAGAACUCGCCUAGUCAGGCAAUCCCGGACUACUGCAGGCCAGCCGACCACCUGAGCCCGUUCCGCAACCAGCUGGAGCAGAAGGAGACGAACCUGCACCGACCUCGCACCCCGGAGACGCCCGUGUAUCGCGAGGUGGAGCCAGCCCACCAGCUGAGCGGCACCCAGAACUUCCCGGGGCCCAGAAUCAAAGAGUGCCAGGUCCUGGGCAAGACGUCGGCAUAUGCGGCCUCCCCGCCGGCACAGGCGGCGCUCUGCAACAACAUGAGCAGCACGGCGCGCGUCACGGACAAGCGCACGCACAAGCAGCCCUUCCUGCCACGUGCGGACGGCUUGCCUGGCACCAAGAACCACAUGAUUGAAGUCACCAAGCUCAACAACGAACUCGCGAUGACGGACGGCCGGGGGGAGGCGGUCGCCCACCACAGCACCCCCGAGCAGAGCACCAUGGGCUCCCACGCCAGCUCGGAGCGCAGCAGCUCCUCAGCGCACUCGGGGAAGAGGAAGAACGCGCGGACACCCAAGACGGGGAGGCAGGCGGCGCCGGGAGUUGCCGAGCCUCUCCCGCCCCCGCCCGCUCUCCCGCCGGCUGAGCUGGGCAGCGCGGGGCGAGCGGCUCAGGCCGAGCACGAGCGAGUGGACGAGGGCAGCGGGUACCCGCCCGAGCGGGCGUACGAAUACCUGCAGCAGAACGAGGAGGAGCACGAUGAGGAUGACGAGGAGGCGGACGAAGAGGACGACCUGGUGGUUGACGAGGGGAAGGCGCGUGGGCCCCAGCAGUACGCUCGCGCGUCGUACAGCCUGCAGUCGACGGCCCCCUGCUCGCCCGCCAGCCCCGAGGAGCGCAGGCCCAUGAUCCAGGCGCACAGCCACGAGCCGCCCGGCAGGAGGAAGAGGGCGGCGCUAGAGAGGGCCGCGCGGCACUACCCAGGACGCCCACUGCUCUCCGCAAGGUCCCCUUCACCGCCAUGCCUGUAUGGAUACAUCACGGGCCCGAUGCCCUCCGAUCUGGAAACGGAACCGGCGGAAGAGGAGGAAGAGGAGGAGGCGGCCGUGGCAGUGGCGUCGGCAGGGACCGUAAGCGUGUUUCCCAAGGCGGGCACCGUUGGGGCCGCCCGAUUUGAUGCCAAGAAGCUGCUGCUGAGCCUGGAACACACGUCGGUGUCCAGCCUGGGCGACCCCGAGAGCUCCCUGGCGGGGUCCAUGCUCAACGGCUGGGGCUCCGCAUCGGAGGGCGACGGUGACGAUGAAGAUGGCGGCGGCUCGAGUGAUGGCGGCGGCGGCGGCGGCGGCGGCGGCGGCGGCGGGGUCGGCGGGGUCGGCGGGGCGGGCGGCGCAGGCACCGGCGGGGCCUCCAGCGACGGAGGCUCGAGCGAGAGCUCGUUCCGCGUGGACGCCGACUUCGCCGACGCGAUUGCGGCCGCCGCGGAGAGCGCGGGACUCAAGCUGCACCACCAGCACUCCGCGGCGCAGGCCGUGCAGGCGGCGGCUGCGAUGGGCGCUGUGCAGCCCGGAGCCGGCGUGCAGCAGCAGCAGCAGCAGCAGGUUGCGUCCUAUACGGAAGAUUUUGCGCUGUACAGCCGCCCGCACUUCCCGGCGACAGGAAGCCGAGCGCUGCCUGGAGCCGGAGCCGCGAGCUUGGGCCCCGAGCGGAGGUCAGGUGACCCCACGGGGGCCGUGAGCGCCGGCAUCAAGUGUUAGGCCCCACACCUUGGCCGGUGGUGGAGCUGAUGGAGUAAAGCACAAGUUGGGCCACGGUGCUAACCCACCGUCCCUCCGCCGCGGUACGGCGGGCCCUCACGCCUGGGCCUAACCCCCCCGCCCCCCCGCCCCCCCACCCACCACCGCCACCGCGUCUCACUCUGCCGGAGCGCAGUCUCCGGAAAUGAUCGCCAUACGGAGAGAGAGAGAGAGGUUGUUGGAGCAACAUCCCCGCGCUGUGUAAAUUUGACUGUAAUUUACUAUUAUAACUAUAGGUGUUGUUUUAAUACGAAGAUUAGUCACCCGUCCCCCUUUUGUCCCACUCGGUUUUUUUCCUUGAAAUUACAGUACUUUUGUAGUGUUUUUUCGAUUAAAGUUGGUUUCUUUCAAACAAGUCUGAAAGCUCUGCAGACUAGAAAAUGCACUGUGAAAUAAAAUUGGUUUAAAAGCACAAAGACUAACAAGUAAUGUUUAUUGUAUCUUUGAUAUUGACUUUUGCUACUUAAUCUUUGAAAACUAUUGAAUGAUUUGUUUUUGUUUCUUCUGGGAGAUGACGAGGGAAAUGUUGGGAAGAUCCCUUUGUCCGAGAGGCAGUUGAGUUUUAAACGAUGGUUACUAGACUGCUGAUAAGUUGGUUUUAAGAAGCACACAACACAAAGAGUGUUCUAAUAUUUUUACUGUUAUUUGAAAAAUAUAAUUUGUUUUGAAGCUGCGUUUGUUGCCUGCUACGAAGGAUGUACGUCUCCUAGUGGUGCCGCUGUUUAGAUUGCUCAUAUUUCAUGUUUUACUUUGUAUCUUUAUUAAACAGACGUACUUAUGCCUAGACUGUGGUUUGAAUGAUUUUUGUAGGACCAAUGUUAAUGAACGUUAUUGAUUAGUUUGAACUUUUUUUUGCUCUUUUAUUUUAAUGUUAUUUUUCGUGUGUAAAUGUUCAGUAUAAAGCACAAGAUGAUACGUCCUCUACCUGUUUUGUAUAGGUUGUGGAAAAAGCUUGACGGUUGGUAUUACUGGUAAUGUCGAUGCUAAUCCAUUUAUAGGUUUAAAACAUUACAAAGCUUCCAGUGCACUCUGUUACACCCUUAACUUGACUACAGAGGACCCCAUGGUUUCGCAAAAUGAGACCCAAUCACCUUUUGGCAGUUUUUUUCCAAAUUUGUUCAUAACAUGGACGUUGGCUUUUCCAAAAAUAUGGGGGGGGGGGAGGGGGUGCAAGGGGCCAUAUAGUCAUUGUUAUGGUGGAACCGAGGAUUAUACAUUGUGUACAUCACGCUAAGGCUAAUAAUUUCUAAACCACUCAAAUAUUACCUCGUGACUGCUCAUGUAAUGUGUCUGACGUUCAAUAAAACACAAACAUGCACGCACACACACACACGCAGACGCGCAAGCGUUGAAACAUUAUCGUCGUAACAAAAAAACAAUUUAAAAAGCUACAAUCGUUAAAUGGUCUGUUAUAAAAAUGCAAACACGUCGCUGUGCAAGUGUCAUUUAAGCUUCGGUGAAUGCGUACGGUAAAGUCUUGGUAACUCUGGCUGCCAUCCCCAAGUCCGGCUUGUUACCCCCCCCCCCCCGAAUCCGAGGAGCGAGUGUGCCCCUCUCUGUGUUCGUACAUCAGCUGCUGCCCGCUAUUCCCCAACCCCUCCUCCACCCCAGUGUCUGAACCUUCCUCGUUUUUAUUUAUGAAACCGACACGAUCAUAGAAAAUACACUGCAAUCUCGCAUAUUCUUUCUCCUUGAAAAAAAAAAUGUUCUCUUUUCAUACUAAAAAAACAAACAAUUAAUAAUAAAUGUCUGUGGAGAGUG
Molecule: messenger RNA, 8376 nt
Organism: Petromyzon marinus (sea lamprey)
Lineage: Eukaryota; Metazoa; Chordata; Hyperoartia; Petromyzontiformes; Petromyzontidae
Product: roundabout homolog 1-like
Biological process (GO): axon guidance; homophilic cell-cell adhesion; dendrite self-avoidance
Cellular component (GO): axon; plasma membrane
Molecular function (GO): cell-cell adhesion mediator activity
Source: RefSeq, a predicted model, not a curated record